AUGACGCUGAGCCGACAGACCACCGACAACGAGGGUGUCACUCUGGCAGAUUUCUCCCACACCACCACAACCACUACGACCAGCAGCACCUACCCCACUGGCCUCCACCGCACGCCCACCGCGACAUACGACGGGCAAGACAACUUUGCAGCUGUCGAGACCAGCAGCACGCCGUCCACGGCCACGAUGGCGUCCACGCCCACUUCCACUGACCCCAGCAACGGCUUUGACCCCGAAAAGGACAUUGACGCCGCCGAGAAGGCUCCAUACACACACACGACGGUGAAUGCCAAGCUGCCAGACGGGUGCAACUAUGGCGACCUCUCGCGGUCGGACGGCAGCGUCGAGCGCGUCAUCUGGGUCGACUUUGCGCCUGGCUCACGAGAAAACCCCUUCUACUUUUCCCGCAGCCGCAAGCUCGGCAUCACGAUCGUAGCCACCUUCUUCACCUUUAUGACAGCAUACACCACUGCGGCCUAUGCCAUCUCGGCCAAGCCCAUGUGCGCCGAGCUCGGGUGUGGCACGGUGAUUGUCGAGGGUGGAGUGGCGCUGUAUGCGUUUGGGUUUGGCAUCUUCCCGCUCGUCCUCGCGCCCCUGUCGGAAGAGUUUGGCCGCAGGUGGACGUACACUGCUGCCGUGUUCAUCUUCAUGGUGUUCCAGAUCCCCAUUGCGCUGGCCAAGAACAGCGCCACGGUGCUCGUGGACCGUUUCCUCCUCGGCGCGGCUGGUUCCGUGGGAGCCACCUUGGUCGGUGGCACCAUUUCCGACAUUUACGUGCCCAGCAAGCGCGGUCUCCCCAUGGCCCUGUUUGGCUUCUGUGCCAUCUUUGGCACGGGAGCAGGCGCCACUACCAUGGCAUGGGUCGUCGAGCGCGUCGGCUGGCGCUGGGUCCACUGGGCCCAGAUGAUCGCCAUGGGCAUCUUCUUCCCCAUCGUCGUUGUCGUCAUGCGCGAGACGCGCGCCACGGUCCUGCUCCGCCGCAAGGCGCACCAGCUCCGCGUGGACCGCGGCAUGGCCGACGGCGCGCGCUACCUCGCCCGCAGCGAGAUUGACAAGGACAAGUUCCUCACCGCCAUCAUGCACUCGAUCUCGCGCCCGAUCGUCUUCCUCGUCACAGAGCCGAUCGUCACCUUUUUCUCGCUGUGGGUCGCCCUCGGCUGGGGCGUGUUCUACACCCAGAUCGCAGGUAUCCCCUACACGUUCCAGAAGCUGCACGGGUUCGGCAUCAUUGGCGUCGGCCAGGUGUACUGGACCAUCUGCCUCGGCGGCGUGCUGGGCUUUGGGGCCAACUUUAUCCAAGAGCACAUUUACCGCAAAAAGGCACCAAAGUACGGCGUCGAGGCGCGCCUCUACGCGCCCAUGGUGGCCGGUAUCCUGUUCGCCUUGGGAUGCUUCGUUACGGGCUUUACCAGCCUGUCGUACGUCCACUGGAUCGGCCCGUGUGUCGGUGUGACCAUGGUCUUGACGGCCGUCAUGAUCAUCUACAUCACCGCCUUCACCUACCUUUCCGAGUGCUAUGGCGCGUACGCCUCGUCGGCCAUUGCCGGCCAGUCCUUCCUGCGCAACAUGUUUGGCGGCUCGUUUUCGUUCUUUACGGAACAAAUGUUCGAGGCCAUGACCGUCCGCUGGGCGCUGGUCAUGAUGGGCGGUGUGGCGGCGCUGCUCGCGCUCGUCCCCUUCAUUGCCUUCUUCUACGGCCCCCAGCUCCGCGCGCGGUCCAAGUACUCGCGUCUCUUGAUGCAGCAGGAGCGCGAUGCGAUCGAAAAGGAGCGUAGGGAACGCGAGGCCCGCGGCAUGGACACGACAGAGGCAGAGGACCUCGAGGGCGACGCAAACGAGGAGACCAUGGAGCGCGCAAUGUCGCACGCAAUGUCCAUCCACUCCAUCCACCCGGCCGUGCCGGUGUAG
Messenger RNA from Apiotrichum porosum, 1908 nucleotides. RefSeq lists its product as uncharacterized. The transcript has 4 exons. Gene Ontology annotation, biological process: transmembrane transport. Lineage: Eukaryota; Fungi; Basidiomycota; Tremellomycetes; Trichosporonales; Trichosporonaceae. Gene Ontology annotation, molecular function: transmembrane transporter activity. The record is from RefSeq and is a predicted model, not a curated record. Gene Ontology annotation, cellular component: membrane. The coding region runs from base 1 to 1908 and encodes 635 amino acids.